Messenger RNA from Camelus dromedarius (Arabian camel), 5149 nucleotides. It is a transcript of the gene MMP14, whose product is annotated as matrix metallopeptidase 14. Gene Ontology annotation, biological process: collagen catabolic process; skeletal system development; extracellular matrix organization. Bases 1666 to 3411 code for a protein of 581 amino acids. The transcript has 10 exons. Gene Ontology annotation, molecular function: zinc ion binding; metalloendopeptidase activity. Gene Ontology annotation, cellular component: extracellular matrix. The record is from RefSeq and is a predicted model, not a curated record. Lineage: Eukaryota; Metazoa; Chordata; Mammalia; Artiodactyla; Camelidae.
AUCCUGCAGUUUCUGUGGUUCUGACUGAACUCCAGAGGUUGGUUGGAGAGAGGCGUGCACUUCCCGACCCCCAUUUGUGUAGGGGAGCCCUGAGGUGCUCAGCCCCCAAACAGUCACUGUGGAAGAGGUAUCUAAUAGCCACCAUAUACCUCCCACAAACCCGAUAGCUGCACAGGCCCUGGGGAAAUCUUCCAUUUUAUUGAUCAUGGCUCCUCCCGUGGAUUCUAGGGGGGGAAAGGACCUUUGCUCCCAUUACAAUACAGAGCAACAGACUUUUCUUGCAUUCUUCUGCCACAGAUAUGUGAUAGUUCCUAGAUCUCUAGGAUUUCUGUAACUUUCUACCUCACCUAAUUUCUGUCCAGCCUCCUUUAUUCCUUCCCUUGUUUCUUUCCCUCCCUUCUUCCCCCCACUACCGCCUUCCUCUCUCGCUGACCAGUGCAAUUCUUGGAUCUUAGAUUUCGCUGAUGGUCGAGUUUUCUGUCUCCCACACUUUUCCUGCUUCUGUUGUGUUGCUUAUCCAGAUCUAGCCCUCAGCCUCUUAUCUGUCUCCCUUUCCCACUGCCAUGCCAGCUCUAGCCUGCCCUCCCCCUUCCCUGCAUACCUCCACCUUUUGUUCUCAGAGUCUAGUCAGUCCCUGAAGGAGGAGAUUAUACUCUUUAAGAGAUUGCCUCCUUUUCCGGUGUUGAGGUGAACUAAGCUCCACAGUCCUAACUCCCAUUCUCUGUUUUUUUAGCAAUUUCACCAAACUUGAUUUGCCUUUUGCCAGAUUCCAUGGCUUCACACUCUGUUCCUCCCCAGGGAGUUCUAGUUUAAGGAGCAGCAGAUUGUAAGUGACAACAAUGAAGGGAGCACAUUUGUAUUUCUCCAAGAACAGGAGUCCCAGAUCCAGUGUGGUGGUGGGAUUUGUCAGUGGGGGGUUGAGUUUUUUUACUGUUACAUUUCUUUGGCAGGAGAGAGACAGAGGUGAUUGUCAAGAAUAGGGGCCAAAAAUUUCAAUAUGGUUGAGCCGCAGGUCCCAGCUGAUGACCCCUCAAAGCGGGUUUCUUGACAGGGAAGAGCCCCCACCACCAUCCCAGACUCUGAGCUCCUUAUUUGCACCAGCCACUGAACCUCACAGUACUUCCCACGGAGGUGAGACAAACGCUGAAUCCCAGAGGAAUCAAGCCACUCAAAAUAUGCUUAGUGGGAGAAAGUCUCCCACAUCCCGUCCCCUGAGUCCCCCCACAGCCCCCCGCUCUCAGCUGUGGCCUCAACCCUGCAGAUGGCAGCCUCCACCACAGAAAGGCAACUUAGGUUUUUUUUUUUUCCCCCCGGCUCUUGGCUGUAAUUGGAUUCAGAAACAACCACGUCCGCACGGAGAAAGGAGGGCAUUGGGGCGGGGGCGGAGGGAGGCUGUGGGAGAAGGGAGGGACCAGAAAGAGAGCGAGAGGGCUCGCGAUGCAGUUCGCCGACUAAGCAGAAGAAAGAUCAAAAAACGGAAAAGAGGGGACGAGCAAACAGGCGCUUUCAAGAACAACCCCUUCAUCUCCAAGCUGACAGCGCUCUAGGAAUCCAAAUUCAGUGCCUCCCGAAGACAAAGGCGCCCGAGGGAGUGGCGGCGCGACCCCAGGGCUUGGGCCCCGCCGCGGAGCCCGCACGGCCCGGCGGCCCGGACGGUCGCGGACCAUGUCUCCCGCCCCACGACGUGCCCGCAGUCUGCUGCUCCCCCUGCUCACGCUCGCCUCCGCGCUCGCCUCCCUCAGCUCUGCCCAAAGCAGCUUCAGCCCCGAAGCCUGGCUGCAGCAGUAUGGCUACCUGCCCCCCGGGGACCUGCGUACCCACACACAGCGCUCGCCCCAGUCACUCUCAGCGGCCAUCGCUGCCAUGCAGAGGUUCUACGGUCUGCGAGUGACAGGCAAGGCUGAUGCAGACACCAUGAAGGCCAUGAGGCGCCCCCGCUGCGGUGUUCCAGACAAGUUUGGGGCUGAGAUCAAGGCCAAUGUGCGAAGGAAGCGCUAUGCCAUCCAGGGCCUCAAAUGGCAGCAUAAUGAGAUCACUUUCUGCAUCCAGAACUACACCCCCAAGGUGGGCGAGUACGCCACAUUCGAGGCCAUCCGCAAGGCAUUCCGCGUGUGGGAGAGUGCCACGCCGCUGCGCUUCCGAGAGGUUCCCUAUGCCUACAUCCGUGAGGGCCACGAGAAGCAGGCUGACAUCAUGAUCUUCUUUGCUGAGGGUUUCCAUGGUGACAGCACACCCUUCGAUGGUGAGGGUGGCUUCCUGGCCCACGCCUACUUCCCAGGCCCCAACAUUGGCGGGGACACCCACUUUGACUCUGCCGAGCCCUGGACCGUCCGAAAUGAGGAUCUGAAUGGGAAUGACAUCUUCCUGGUGGCUGUGCACGAGCUGGGCCAUGCUCUGGGUCUUGAGCAUUCCAAUGACCCUUCGGCCAUCAUGGCGCCCUUUUACCAGUGGAUGGACACGGAGAACUUUGUGCUGCCUGAUGAUGACCGCCGGGGCAUCCAGCAACUUUAUGGCAAUGAGUCAGGGUUCCCCACCAAGAUGCCCCCUCAACCCAGGACCACCUCCAGGCCCUCUGUCCCUGAUAAGCCCAAAAACCCCACCUAUGGGCCCAACAUCUGUGACGGGAACUUUGACACCGUGGCCAUGCUCCGAGGGGAAAUGUUUGUCUUCAAGGAGCGCUGGUUCUGGCGGGUGAGGAAAAACCAGGUGAUGGAUGGAUACCCCAUGCCCAUUGGCCAGUUCUGGCGGGGCCUGCCCGCAUCCAUCAACACUGCCUAUGAGAGGAAGGAUGGCAAGUUUGUCUUCUUCAAAGGAGACAAGCACUGGGUGUUCGACGAAGCUUCCCUGGAGCCUGGCUACCCCAAGCACAUUAAGGAGCUGGGCCGAGGACUGCCUACUGACAAAAUUGAUGCUGCUCUCUUCUGGAUGCCCAAUGGAAAGACCUAUUUCUUCCGAGGAAACAAGUACUACCGUUUCAAUGAGGAGCUCAGGGCCGUGGACAGCGAGUACCCAAAAAACAUCAAGGUCUGGGAAGGAAUCCCUGAGUCUCCCAGAGGGUCAUUCAUGGGCAGCGAUGAAGUCUUCACUUACUUCUACAAGGGGAACAAAUACUGGAAAUUUAACAACCAGAAGCUGAAGGUCGAGCCGGGCUACCCCAAGUCAGCCCUGCGGGACUGGAUGGGCUGCCCGUCCGGGGGCCGGCCGGAUGAGGGGACUGAGGAGGAGACCGAGGUCAUCAUCAUCGAGGUGGACGAGGAGGGCAGCGGGGCAGUGAGCGCAGCCGCUGUGGUGCUGCCUGUGCUGCUGCUGCUCUUGGUGCUGGUGGUGGGCCUCGCUGUCUUAUUCUUCAGACGCCACGGGACCCCCAAGCGGCUGCUGUAUUGCCAGCGCUCCCUGCUGGACAAGGUCUGACCCCCACUGCCGCCCGCCCACUCCUACCACGAGGACUUUGCCUCUGAAAGCCAGUGGCAGCAGGUGGUGGUGGGUGGGCUGUUCCCACCCGUCCCGAGCCCCUCCCCCCACCCCCACCCCCCACCUCCCUUCUUCUCUGUCCCGUGACUGGCCUCUCCCACCCUCCACGCUGGCAUUGCUUCUUCCCUAGACGGGUCCCCUGGGGGCUGAGCAGGGGCCGCCCUUCCAACCCCUGCCCCUCAGGGGCCCCGUGGCUUGAUGUACGUUCAGCCCCAUCUGAAUGUCUUGGCUCUGCACUUGAAGGCAGGAACCUCAGACCUCGCUGGUAAAGGUCAAAUGGGGUCAUCUGCUCCUUUUCCAUUCCCUGACAUACCUUUAACCUCUGAACUCUGACCUCAGGAGGCUCUGGGCUCUCCAGCCCCGCAAGCCCCCAGGUGUACCCAAUUGGCAGCCUCCCACAACUCUUUCCUGCUAAAAGAAACCUAAUCUUGUUGUGGCGGGGAGACCCUGAGAGAGUGAGGGGGUGGGAGCUGCACAGCCGCCCUAAGACCUUGGGAGGAAAGCUCAGAGAGGGUGAGUCCUCUCCCCACAGGUCUGCCUCUGCCCCACCUGCCCCUGAGAACAUCCACAGAAGGAGCCUGAGCCAUUAAGGACUAACCUGGGGCUGCAGAAACCCUUGACAGCCCCGCCCUCCCAAACGUUAGCCUCGAAUGGGGAGGUCAGGGUUUCUAGAGCUGAGACCAGGGGGUGCAGCUACGAGGUGGGGUGGGGCCAAGGAGAGAGACUUGGCCCGGAGCCCUGGGGGUGAGCCUGGAGGCCCCAGAGAAAGAAACUUGCUCAAAUGCAGGCAGCUGGGGUAGGGACCCAUGGGCAGAGCAGUCAGAAGGGACAGGACAGGACCAAAAGGCAAACCAGGGAGGGGAAGCAGGAGUGGACAGCUGGGAGCCUGGCAGGCUAAGCCACCAGGGACACCACAGGGUGGGCUGUGGUUCCCAGGGGAGGGCACAUUUUAUUGGAGCUCUCAGGAAGGGCCUGAGAAAGGCACACCUGCUCCUCCUUGGUGCCCUUGCUUCGAUCAGACAGCAGAGAGGGGAAGACAGGGAGCCCAAGAAAGGAGCAGAGAGGGCACACACAUCUGGGGACUGGAGACUUGGGACCUAAGUGGGAGUGGCCACCUAGUUAGGGAGCUGAGGAUCAGCCUGCCUCAGCCAGCCUCUGAGAAGGGGCAGGUGCCUGGGCAUCUCUUGUCAGGUUAGCCCCUCACUUCCUGAUGCCCCCUGCCCCUCAGCCCAGCCUACAGGUGUCCUGCCCCCCACCCUCCCCCCUCCCCCAGCCCACACAUUUGUAGUCUCCUUCGGCCACUGAAGGUGGUCAUGGUACCGGAGACUUGGGAGAGUGAGACACCCUGGGGGGGGGGGUCAGUGAGAGGAGAGGGAUGUCAGGGGUGGGGGGGCAGGGGGUGGGAGAAAUGGGGUGAACGGUGCUGGCAGUUCGGCUAAAGUUGUCUUGUUUGGGGUUUUUUUUUUGUUUUGUUUAAUGUAUAUUUUUAUUAUAAUUAUUAUAUAUGAAUUCCCUUCAAAUCGUUCCUUUUUGUUAACAAGGGGCAUGGGGAGGGGUGGGGGUGGGGGGCAGAGGCAUCCGACCCCAGGAACCUGCAGGGCGGGGCUGGGUCAGUGCCCUCUAAGGACAUUUUUGACCUUGUUCAACCUUUCCACGAAGAAUAAACCGUUUCACAUUC